Messenger RNA from Phialemonium atrogriseum, 1062 nucleotides. RefSeq lists its product as uncharacterized. Bases 1 to 1062 code for a protein of 353 amino acids. NCBI's taxonomy places the organism in Eukaryota, Fungi, Ascomycota, Sordariomycetes, Cephalothecales, Cephalothecaceae. The transcript has a single exon. The record is from RefSeq and is a predicted model, not a curated record.
AUGCUCGCCGUCGACAACUUCCGCUGGCUGGCCGGGCUUCUCCUCGUGGUGUCGGCCGCCCGAGUCGUGGCCGUGGCCGGGGAGGAAGCCCGCAGGAGGUGGAAGAAGCCCAUAAUGCUCGCCGAGUCCGGGGGCUUCGUGAUCGGUGGUAAGGUGCUGCAGAACCCGCGCAACCCGAACCUGACGCUGUCGUGCGACCACGGCUACGUCGAGUACUUCAUGCCCUGGUCUCCGCGCGAGACCAGCCUCGUCAUGUGGCACAGCUCCAGCACGCAGGUGUGGCAGAACCGCUGGGACGGCGGCGAGGGCUUCAAGGACAUGUUCCUCCGCCGCGAGUACCCGGUCUACCUCUGGGACGGCCCGCGCGUCGGCCGCGCCAACUGGGCCUGCAACACGACCUACUACGUGCCCAGCUACCGGGACCAGGGCAACUUCGCCGCCUGGAACUUCGGCCCCCGGUACCCCGACUGGUGGCCCGGCGUGCAGUUCCCGACCGACGACCCCGAGGCCUGGCACCAGGCCACCAGCGCCCGAUACCAGGAGUUCGACACCAUCGAGAACGUCCACCUGGAGACGGACGCGGCGGCGGUGGCGGCCGACUCGGGCCGCCUGGGCGAGAACAUCGUCUACCUCACAAACUCGGCGGCCGGGCUGCGGGCGCAGCUGACGGUGACCAAGAGCAACUCGACCAACAUCAAGGGCCUAGUCAUGUACGAGAGCGUGGGGUACGUCUUCCCGGACAACGCGGGAGUCCGGGCGGGGUUCGGCGGGUUCGGCCCCUUCGUCGUGCCGCUCGAGGAGUUCAAGAAGCUGGCCAAGCUGUCGGCGGUGCAGUUCGUGUGGGGGGACCACAGGGACGACACCUAUGUGUACGUCCGGCAGUCGCGGCAGGUGGCCGCGCUGAUCAACCAGUACGGCGGGGACGCCGAGGUGCUCUUCCUGGGCGAGGACCUCGGCCUCAAGGGGAGCACGCACAGCGCGUUUGCGGAUAUGGAUAACGACAAGGUCGCGGAUGUCCUGGACGAUUUCCUGGCGUCGAAUGGCCUGGACGACUACGCUUAG